CUCGCUGCUCAGGACUUUGGAGUUACGGUAGCUACGCGGCCCGGAGGGAAAGUCAGGGGAACAAGGAAGCCGAGGCGGCUGGGGACCCACACGACACACCCCUCGCUCAGUCCAAAAGCAGUUUGGGGUUAGGUGCAAAGGGAGCCAGGGUCGUGCUUUUCCUCGAAAGCCGUCGCCCUCCUUCUAUUGCAAGGACAAAAGAACACAAGAGGACUUACACGCUGGGGGCGCUGGGGCCGGCCAUGGUCAUGGAAAUGGGUUCCCUGGACGCCGGAGGCCUGCGUACGCUGCUGCGGGAGCGUGCGGCGCAGUGCCUGCUGCUGGACUGCCGCUCCUUCUUCGCCUUCAACGCCGGCCAUAUCGCCGGGUCGGUCAACGUGCGCUUCAGCACCAUCGUGCGGCGCCGGGCCAAGGGCGCCAUGGGCCUGGAGCACAUAGUGCCCAACGCCGAGCUGCGCGGCCGCCUGCUGGCCGGCGCCUACCAAGCUGUGGUGCUGCUGGACGACCGCAGCGCCUCCCUGGACUGCGCCAAACGUGACAGCACCCUGGCCCUGGCUGCAGGAGCGCUCUGCCGCGAGGCGCGCGCCGCGCAAGUCCUCUUCCUCAAAGGAGGAUAUGAAGCCUUUUCAGCUUCCUGCCCGGAGCUGUGCAGCAAACAGUCGACCCCCACGGGGCUCAGCCUUCCCCUGAAUACUAGUGUCCCUGACAGCACCGAAUCAGGGUGCAGUUCCUGCAGCACCCCACUCUACGAUCAGGGUGGCCCAGUGGAGAUCCUGCCCUUUCUGUACCUGGGCAGUGCCUACCAUGCUUCCCGCAAGGACAUGCUGGAUGCCUUGGGCAUCACGGCCUUGAUCAACGUCUCAGCCAAUUGUCCCAACCAUUUUGAGGGUCACUACCAGUACAAGAGCAUCCCCGUGGAAGACAACCACAAGGCAGAUAUCAGCUCCUGGUUCAAUGAGGCAAUCGACUUCAUAGACUCCAUCAAGAACGCUGGAGGAAGGGUGUUUGUCCACUGCCAGGCUGGCAUUUCCCGGUCAGCCACCAUCUGCCUUGCUUACCUCAUGAGGACUAACCGAGUCAAGCUGGACGAGGCCUUUGAGUUUGUGAAGCAGAGGAGAAGCAUCAUCUCCCCCAACUUCAGCUUCAUGGGCCAGCUGCUGCAGUUUGAGUCGCAGGUCCUGGCACCACACUGCUCUGCGGAGGCUGGGAGCCCUGCCAUGGCUGUGCUGGACCGGGGCACCUCCACCACCACUGUCUUCAAUUUCCCUGUUUCCAUUCCCGUCCACUCCACGAACAGUGCGUUGAGCUACCUUCAGAGUCCCAUCACGACUUCUCCCAGCUGCUGAAAGGCCAUGGGAGGUGAUCUUCAUGACUCACCAGGACUCCGGGCUCCUUGAGGAGAAAUGCAGUAACUCCAGGGAGGGGGCUUGUGAGUGCUGGCCCUUAUUUAUUUAAUUUCACCUGAGUUCCACUGGGUUCCUCAGCAGUCAUAAUGAUGACUUAGUGUCAAGAUGUUCGCUGAACUUCGCACAUUGGGACCAGUAUGUGUGGGUACAUCAAGUUCCUCUGACAAAAAGGGGCAGAAGAGAAAGGACUCAGUGUGUGAGCCAGUUUCUUUUUGUUUGCCCCUGUUUUUGUAGAAACUCUUCAUGCUUGACAUACCUACCAGUAUUACCAUUCCUGACGACACAUACAUAUGAGAGUAUACCUUAUUUAUUUUUGUGUAGGAGGGUCUACCUUCACAAAUGUCAAUGUCUACCCUAGAUGAACCAAAUACCUCAAUUUUUGUGUUUUGAGUACUGUAAUUUCCUGUAAAUAUAUCCUAAGCAGGUUGUUAUCAGCACUGAUGGAAAACACCAGUGUUUUUUUUUUUUUAGUUGCCAACAGUUGUAUGUUUAUUUAUGACCGGAAAUAAUAUAUUUCUUCUUCUAAGAAGACAUUUUGUUACAUAAGGAUGACUUUUUUAUACAACAGAAUAAAUUAUAGCAUUUCUAUUGA
Manis pentadactyla (Chinese pangolin) is the source of this 1998-nucleotide messenger RNA. RefSeq names its product dual specificity phosphatase 1 (gene DUSP1). NCBI's taxonomy places the organism in Eukaryota, Metazoa, Chordata, Mammalia, Pholidota, Manidae. The record is from RefSeq and is a predicted model, not a curated record. The transcript is spliced from 4 exons. The coding region runs from base 243 to 1346 and encodes 367 amino acids. Gene Ontology annotation, molecular function: protein tyrosine/threonine phosphatase activity; MAP kinase tyrosine/serine/threonine phosphatase activity. Gene Ontology annotation, biological process: protein dephosphorylation; negative regulation of p38MAPK cascade; endoderm formation. Gene Ontology annotation, cellular component: nucleus; cytoplasm.